AUGUCCAUGCCUCCCACUGCUUCUCUCAGCGCGCUGACCACGGAUGAAUCGUCUCAACCUGUGCUCGGAUCAGUAGGCGUGGGCGGAGAAGUGGAGGAGGAGGAGGAGGACGUGUACUACGACCAACCGCCGCCUGGCCCAUCGCUGGGAGAGAGGCACCAGGCGCACGAUUCACGUCGUCCGCUUACGGCAGAGCAGAAGGCCGAGGCUGCGAGAUGCUUGCGAUCGUCGACCCUGUUCAAGUUUUGCUCGGACGAGAGCAUCGCCAAGGUCAUCGAGAACAUGACACGCGAGCCGUUCUCGGAGGGCGAGGUGCUUCUGGAGCAAGGUGACCCGCAGACCAGAGUGUUUCUCAUCACCCAAGGCUCCGUGUCCCGCCUGCGCUACCUCAACGAGCAGCUGCACCAGGUCGAGACUGUCGGUGGGGAGAACCACAGAGGGAUGUUCGGAGCUCUGCACGUGCUGAGGGAGGAACCUACCUAUGCUACGGCCCUCACGGAGACCGAUGGUGUUGCCUUCACUCUGGAGUCGGUGGAGCUGAACAAGCUGAUUGAGGCGGAUCCGUCGAUUGCCAAGGAGAUGCUGUACUCGCUGUCCAAGGAAGUGUUCCGCAUGAGCAAGCUCAGGACGCCCCUCCUGGAACAGGACCCCAAGCCCAAUUCAUUCUUCGGUUCUACCCUCGGAGCGGUCAUCGAGAGCUACUACCGCUCUGGCUUCAACUCGUGGCUCAACGCUAAGCUCACCGGCAAGCCGCCGGCCUCCAUGUUUCCCAUGUUCCAUGUGCAAAUCCCCACGCGGGUCUUGUACAUCAACGGCUUCAAGGCAAGAUGA
Ectocarpus siliculosus is the source of this 831-nucleotide messenger RNA. NCBI's taxonomy places the organism in Eukaryota, Phaeophyceae, Ectocarpales, Ectocarpaceae. The record is from the annotation of a GenBank genome assembly.